GCAAGUGUUUCGAACGGAUCGUGCUCUUUAAUUGAAUCUUGUUAACGAUUGAUAAUCUCUAAUUAUUGGUUUUAAUAACCAAAGUGAAAGUUAUUCAUCUGUUUAAUAUUGCUCUCUUGAACUAUAAAGUGUUGAAACUACUUCAAGGCCGACAGCCUAUCAGAACUGCAAGUGAUAAGUUUAUAAUUAGUGAGCAUUCAAAUAUGCCUCGACCAUCGCGAGAAUCGUUGGGAGGCCAGAAGCCUCCGUUUUCCUAUAUCUCCUUGACUGCUAUGGCAAUCUGGAGUUCACCAGAAAAAAUGCUGUGCCUCAAUGAUAUCUACAAAUAUAUUACGGACCGGUUUCCGUACUAUCGGAAUAACACGCAGCGCUGGCAAAAUUCGCUGCGUCACAACCUCAGCUUCAACGAUUGCUUCAUCAAGGUUCCCCGACGUCCCGAUCGACCUGGCAAAGGUGCAUACUGGACGCUGCAUCCUAAGGCUUUCGAUAUGUUCCAGAAUGGUAGCCUGUUGCGCCGUCGCAAACGGUUCAAGCUGCAUGAAAGUGACAAGGAAAGUUUAAAUGAGGAAUUCAUUGCCCUCGCCAACAUGAACAGGUUCUUCAUGUCGCAUGGUAACCAGUUCCACGAUCCCUACUACUCAGCAAUGCCGGAAAACAUCAGCCCAAAUAUGUUAUAUGCUCCCAUUUCGCCACCGCAAUCACCGCCGGAAGCAAUGCGCGCUACAAGCCAAUCUCCUGAACAAUCCCAGCCUGCCGGAUUAGGUGGAUUCCAGAGUCACGGAGGAAUUACAACUGCGCACGUUUCCAAACCAAAGCGGUCGUUUACCAUCGAAAGCUUGAUCGGGUCAGAUGAUUCGGACAGUAAGGAGGAGUGCUCAUCAUCGGAUUCAGAGGACUACUCAGUUCCGUCGGUUGCAAAUGCACCAAAUGCUCAACAUAUGGAACAACUCCGUGCAUCCAUUCACCUCAGUCAUCAGAUUCAGGUUCAGCAACAAGCCGCUUUCAAUGAAUACGCAGCCGCAGCUGCUGCAGCCGCCCAUCAUCACCACCAGCAGCAAGUGGCAGCCGCGUCUCUUGCCGCAUCUAAUGGGGCUCCCUAUGGAAUACAUCCGCUGUUGAUACCGAUGGCCAAGCCGCCAGGACCAGCGUAUUUCCUGCCCACUUACCAAACACCGUCGGUACCUUACCACAUGCAUCAACCGACGGAGCCACAAGCUGCUCAUAUGCUGGAUCCGCGCAAUGAUACUGCCAUGGUACUGGGAUAGAUUUCCAUGGCCUCUGCUGCACCCUAACCAAAUCAACGAGACUUAGUUAAAAUUAUUGUUCCCCAAAUUAGAGGCGAUGCGUUUAUUUUCUACAUGUGUAGUGGUUUGGAGUAUUUAUUAGCUUCACGCUGAAUAAAAGUAAGAAAAACAAACUUGCAAUAUUGAACUGAGACAGUCGAAAAUCGCUCAAAAACGAGCGGCUGGAGCCAUAUGACCUCGAAAAAGCUGUUAGAGUAUUAAUAAUGUCAUAUAUCUGUGAGUAGUUUCGUAUGAUAAGGCCGGCAUUUAGACAAAGAAGAGACUAUUAAUAUAUACAUAUUGCACGAAAAUGCCAUCGGCCAAGUAAACGUAGAGAAAAGAAUGAAUAAUUGUGAUGUCUUUAGUUAGUAGCCACUUGCAAUAUCUGCCGUUCAUUUUAGUUGGUUAUGUUGCAUUACUGAACUGAAUGUUUAUUUUUAGGAAACGAAAUAAAUUUUUUUUUUUUAAUUUCUUACACAAGCUUUCUUCUAUUAUCCUCCGAAAGGUGACCUUGCAUUUUCUUCGCUCAUUGGUGUGCUUCGAAAUGAGUUUGUCGUUGGAGAUACUCAGAGAACUUCAUGCAUGUUAACUAAAUGACCCAGCUAAUUCAGAGUUAUCAAUUGUGUUUAUUUAUAAUAUCAAUGAAAUAACAGAGUGCAUGUACUUGCUAAGAAAGAGCAUUAGAUUUAGAUCAUGCGUUCGUUCUCUUAACGCCGUUUUUUCAUAAUUACUUAUUAUGUAGAACCGCA
Wyeomyia smithii (pitcher-plant mosquito) is the source of this 2032-nucleotide messenger RNA. Its product is annotated as fork head domain-containing protein FD4-like. The record is from RefSeq and is a predicted model, not a curated record. The coding region runs from base 204 to 1265 and encodes 353 amino acids. Gene Ontology annotation, biological process: anatomical structure morphogenesis; regulation of transcription by RNA polymerase II; cell differentiation. Gene Ontology annotation, molecular function: DNA-binding transcription factor activity, RNA polymerase II-specific; RNA polymerase II cis-regulatory region sequence-specific DNA binding. The transcript has a single exon. NCBI's taxonomy places the organism in Eukaryota, Metazoa, Arthropoda, Insecta, Diptera, Culicidae.